CUUCCCUCUAAUUUUGUAGCUUUAAUGUCACCCACUAACAACCAGUUAUAUUAAUAUAUCACUACCUCCCCUCCUGUACGUUUACAUUUGAGCCUCUUGAUGUGACCAACUUCCUCACACCAAAAAUAUAUAAUACGUCACCUAAAAGUCAAAGGGGUCCUUUUUGAUUCACAUAAACAAUGAAAUUUGAAGACUAUCUCAUGGAGAAAAGCCAAGAGCCUCCUCAGAAUAGACAAGACCUUGAGAAAGAGGUUGUCAAAUUGCAAGCGCAGUUGAAGUGUGAAGAGGCACUAAACAGGGUCUUAAGUUGUGCACUUCAUGGACCUGCUGGCUCUCUUCCACUCAUUCCACCACUGUUUCCACCUCAGGUUCAUAAGCUUCUUGAAGAAUUGGCAAUGGUUGAGGAAGAGAUCAUCAAGCUUGAAAGAAAAGUUAAGGAACUAAAACUUAGAUUGUUCCAGGAGAGAUACCAGAAUCCAGAUUGGGAGAUACACCAUAGAAGACAACCUAAACGAUAUAACCAUUUCCGAGGAUCAUCAAGGUAUGGUUCAAUGAUUACUGAGCAGAGGUCAAGUUCACUCAAUUAUGAAGUACUUGGUAAAGGAAGAAAGACAAGUUAUAGAAGGGCCUCUCUAGGUUCUGCAUUGGAUUUCCAUAGCCUAUUUUCCACGCCAAGAAAGUCAAACGAAUAUGAAGUGCCAAGAAGGAGCAGUGGAAAGAUAGCAAGAGAAUACCCCAUGCUUGUAGAAAAUGCCUUUGAGAAACCAAAUGAGUUGUCAGAGGAACUGCUGAAGUGUCUGAUAGGCAUUUUUCUGGAACUGAACAGGACAUCAUUGGACAGAGAAGAAUCUGAAACUGUCCCGAGACUCACUCUUCCAUGCAUGAAGUCCACUGGCAUGAUGGCAAAAACCUCAUUCAAUUGCAAGGCAUCUUCAAAUAGCAAUGCUUCCUGUCUUGAUCCUUAUGGCAUAUCAUCAGACUUAGAUUUCACAUCAAGAGAUGUAGGACCCUACAAAGACUUCAUUCAAAUCACUAGGAGCUCAUUGGACAUAGACCGUUUUUCACACUGCCUCCCAGCAUUCAGAAAACUGAGGGUGUUGAUGCAUAAGCUAUGUGAUGUGGAUUUAAGUUUCUUGACCUACAAGCAGAAGUUGGCAUUCUGGAUCAACAUCUACAAUGCCUGCAUAAUGAAUGCUUUUUUAGAUCAUGGCCUUCCUUCUACUCAGGAUAAACUGUUGACACUUAUGAAUAAGGCUGCAAUGAAUGUAGGCGGGAUAGUACUGAAUGCUCUGGCUAUCGAACACUUUAUUCUUCGGCACCCAUGUGAAUCAAAACAUGAUCCUGUGGAAGAAAAGGAAGUGCUAUUACGGCAUGCUUAUGGUUUGGGGUAUCCAGAACCCAAUGUCACCUUUGCUCUUUGUAGAGGCACUUGGUCCUCACCAGCAUUAAGAGUGUACACUUCUGAGGAAGUUGUGAACCAAUUGGGAAGGGCUAAAGUGGAGUACUUGGAAGCUUCAGUAGGUAUCACAAACAAGAGGAAGAUAAUUGUGCCUAAACUUUUGCAGUGGCAUAUGCAUGAUUUUGCAGAUGAAAUGGAAUCAUUAUUAGAAUGGAUUUAUAGCCAAUUGCCACGUUCAGGUUCAUUGAAAAGGGCAACAAUGGAGUGUCUCAUUAGAGAAACAAAAUAUCCCAUGUCUAAAAUGGUGGAAAUUCAGCCAUAUGAAUCAGAAUUCCGCUACCUCCUUCCUGUAUAAAUUAAAAAGUAAAACGAAACACCUUGACUUUUUUUUAACAUUUUUUCAAUCAUUGGUAAAUAUAAGUUUCAUCAAAUAGCUCUAUUUAAGUUUCAUUAAUAAAUUUAUGAACAUUGCUAUUUAGUAUAAAAAUUUUGAUUGAAUCCUAACGGGUUGAAAAUUAAUUAACCAAAAAGAUUUCAUAAAGUACCUCUUUAAUUAAAUGGGACUCUUUCUUAGGAAAUAAUAUUUUUAUUUCCCAGUAAACUUUUGUCAUUGCUGCAUUGAAGAUGGAUUUGGAUAGUUAUCAAGUACUAAUGAAUCAUGCAGAGUAGUGAGGGUACUCUUUUGAUGUUCCCUAAAUCUUAUGUUUUGAUUUUCUGUAAUUUGAAUGUUGGUGAUUGUGAAGCGUGUCCUGGCGGCUGAUGUUUGGGUUUCAUUGAUGGUUGUCAUGGAUGAUUGGGUCAUGAUAUUGAUUGUUGUGGUGUGGUUGUGAAUAAUAAUAACAUUUAAUACAAAAGUGUGACACAAUGAAGAGCAAUCUAGUUUUUGGUGCUACAAUUUUCUUAAUCAAAAGUAAUGGAUCGACGAUGGGUUAAGGGUGACACUAUGGGCUCUCUGUGGUCAAAUGAAAUAAAGUAUUUCAUUUCAAUCCAACAUUUUCCACUAAUUAUGUUGAGUGAUAUGAAUAAUUGUGUGGGUCGAUUUUCAUUGUAAGAAUUUGUAUAAGCUUAAGAGUAUUUAAGUGUUUGAAAGUAUUGAGC
Molecule: messenger RNA, 2497 nt
Organism: Cajanus cajan (pigeon pea)
Lineage: Eukaryota; Viridiplantae; Streptophyta; Magnoliopsida; Fabales; Fabaceae
Product: ternary complex factor MIP1 leucine-zipper protein (Protein of unknown function, DUF547)
Source: RefSeq, a predicted model, not a curated record